Ipomoea nil (Japanese morning glory) is the source of this 2160-nucleotide messenger RNA. Its product is annotated as glutamyl-tRNA(Gln) amidotransferase subunit B, chloroplastic/mitochondrial-like. Gene Ontology annotation, molecular function: glutaminyl-tRNA synthase (glutamine-hydrolyzing) activity. Gene Ontology annotation, biological process: mitochondrial translation; glutaminyl-tRNAGln biosynthesis via transamidation. NCBI's taxonomy places the organism in Eukaryota, Viridiplantae, Streptophyta, Magnoliopsida, Solanales, Convolvulaceae. The coding region runs from base 323 to 1969 and encodes 548 amino acids. The record is from RefSeq and is a predicted model, not a curated record. The transcript is spliced from 9 exons.
AUUACUUGGCGAGGCGAGAGGCGAGGCGAGAGCUCAGAGCUGAAGCGCGAAGCGGUCCACGGUCCACCACCGGCGAUUCCGUCUUCUCCGUCGAUUCCGUCUUCUCCUCCGACGCCACACCGGCCCACCGGCCACCGGCCACCGGCCACCGCAAGUUCCGAAGCCACCACCAGCGCAGCAGGUUUUACUUCCGAGUUCUGAAGCCACCACCGAGGCACCGACGCCACCACCGGACGACUCCACUGCCGUGUUGGGACGACUCCACUGCCAGGCGCAAUUCUCAUUGUUCUUGAUUUUGAAGUUAGAGUGAAGGAUCUAUAACAUGUCUGUAACACUCUUUAGGGGGAUACAAUUCUAUCCUCUUAGGCAAUACAAAUUCCCAUAUUUUUCUAGAAAACAUGCCACUUUGUAUUGUACUUUGGAAAGAACAGAAACCAAUACUACAACACAAGAAAAGCAACAGACCAAGUUGAAAGGGUUGCCAAAAAAUCAAUCAAAACCACUUGAUAACAUUUUGAAAGAUUAUGAAUCAAUCAUUGGUAUAGAAACCCAUGUGCAGCUUUCAACUCUUACAAAGGCUUUUUGUGGCUGCCCGUAUACGUACGGGGCUCCCCCAAAUACAUACAUUUGCCCCAUUUGCAUGGGUUUGCCUGGGGCAUUGCCAGUUUUAAACUCAAAGGUUAUAGAAUCUGCCAUUAAAGUUGGUCUUGCACUCAACUGUAAGCUUUCUCUGAGCUCAAAGUUUGAUAGGAAGCAGUACUUUUAUCCGGAUCUUCCAAAGGGAUACCAAAUAUCACAGUUUGAUAUACCUAUUGCAAGUGGGGGUUAUCUUGAUCUAGAUCUGCCGGUUGAGUUUGGUGGGGGACAUAGGAGAUUUGGCAUUACAAGGGUUCACAUGGAAGAAGAUGCCGGCAAGCUGCUUCAUACUGAUGGUGGGAGUUAUUCUCAGGUUGACUUGAAUAGAGCAGGGGUACCAUUACUUGAAAUUGUCUCUGAACCUGAUAUGAGAACUGGAAUUGAAGCUGCAGAGUAUGCUGCAGAGUUGCAACGAUUGGUAAGAUAUUUGGGAGUGAGUAAUGGAAAUAUGCAAGAAGGGUCACUUCGUUGUGAUGUCAAUAUCUCUGUUCGUCCAAUUGGACAAUUAGAAUUUGGUACAAAGGUGGAAAUUAAGAAUUUGAACUCAUUCUCAUCGGUAAGUAGGGCUAUUGAUUUUGAGAUUUCAAGACAGGUGCUUCUUCAUAGCCAAGGCCAGAAUGAUCAAAUUGUACAAGAAACUCGUCUCUGGGAAGAAGGUUCUCAGAAGACAAUUACCAUGAGAAAAAAGGAAGGGCUUGCUGACUACCGUUAUUUCCCAGAGCCUGAUCUUCCAGGAGUUACUAUCACUCAAGAUUAUGUUGACAGUGUUUGCAAUUCAUUGCCUGAACUUCCAGAGAUGAAACGGCGGAGGUACGAAAAAAUGGGAUUAAGCAUGCAAGAUGUUCUUUUUCUGACUAACGACUCCAAUAUUGCAGAGUUUUUCGAUGCGACAAUUGGUAGAGGUGCAGAUGUAAAACUUGCUACUAAUUGGAUGAUGGGUGACAUAGCUGCAUAUUUGAAAAAUGAAAAGUUAUCCAUCAAUGAGAUUAAACUUACUCCUCAAGAACUCAGUGAGCUCAUUUCUGCAAUCAAAGGGGAGACUAUCAGUGGAAAGAUUGGGAAAGAGAUAUUGUUUGAGAUAAUGGCCAAGGGUGGAACUGUCAAGGGGAUGAUAAAAGAAAAGGAUUUGGUUCAGAUUGUAGAUCCUCAAGAGAUCGAGAAAAUGGUAGAUAAAGUGAUUGCUGACAAUCCAAAGCAACUAGAGCAAUACCGUGGGGGUAAAACUAAACUUCAAGGCUAUUUUGCUGGUCAGGUGAUGAAGGAAUCGAAAGGCAAGGCAAAUCCAAAGAUGUUGAACAAGAUCCUAUUAGAAAAGUUAAAUGCCAAAAGAUGAUGCUUUGUCCAGUAGCAGCCUUGAAUAAUUCCCAUUGUAUUGUUGUGAAGCAGCAAAACGGUGUUGGUUAGUUGCUUUAUAGAUUAGCUACUCUCUUCAAUCUUGAGAUGGAAGGAUUGUACAACUUACACUUUGCCUUUAGUUAAGGAGAUAACAAAGAGAGUCUAGGUUGAUUAUGCUUUUCUUUAUUA